This is a messenger RNA of Naegleria gruberi, 3432 nucleotides long. RefSeq names its product LRR and dual specificity phosphatase domain-containing protein. Gene Ontology annotation, cellular component: cytoplasm. NCBI's taxonomy places the organism in Eukaryota, Heterolobosea, Eutetramitea, Acrasida, Naegleriidae. Bases 1 to 3372 code for a protein of 1123 amino acids. Gene Ontology annotation, biological process: protein dephosphorylation. Gene Ontology annotation, molecular function: protein binding; protein tyrosine/serine/threonine phosphatase activity. The transcript is spliced from 3 exons. The record is from RefSeq and is a predicted model, not a curated record.
AUGAAAUCAAAUAGUUCGGAUGACUCUCCCACAACAGCAAUUGCAUCAAAUAUAAUGGAAUCAGUCAGACAACAUCCUUCCAUAUCCCUAACUACAAGUAACAAUGGUGGUAUUCAAAAUCAAUUAUCAACCUCGUUAACGAACAAUAAUUCUAACACUUUAUCUCCACUUAAGAGAAAUAAUAUGUUUUGUAGCACUGCUUUCGAAAGUAGUGGAUCGGGUGAUGGUGAUUUAUUUGACUUUGAGUUAAGAUCAUCAAAGAUGAAAUCAACAACAUCAACCCCAACAACACCUGUAACUUCGAAUACAAGGAACAAUAUGAACUUUCCAAUUAGUAGCAGCACCAAUCCAAUUAUUAAUAAUCAACAAGUAGAUGUUACAAUUGAUCAUCAACCAAACAAAGAAGCAAAAGAUGAAUCUGAUUAUGGUGUUAACAUAUCUGAUACAUCAUCAACAAUGACUUCUUUGGAACCAUUAGGAGCAAUCAUUUUUGAACAAAAUUCAAUUGAGGAACUGAGUUUUGAAGGAAAACAAUUAAAUGAUGAAACCUUUCUGAGGGGUGUUACAUUGAAUAUCGACAAGGGAGUCAUUAUUAAUUUACAAAAUCAAUUACAAAAUCAUUUACAACAGUAUUCUUUGAACACAGCAAGACCUAUUGCAGCAGAUGACCCUCAACAAUAUCAUCUCAGAGCUUUACAGAAUGUAAAGGAAUUGAAUCUGUCUGAAAAUCAAUUAUACAGAUUUCCUUUCAGUCUAUUCUUCCUCAAUUUACCGUCAUCACUUUUAUCAUUAGGAAGCCCUCAACAUAGGAAGAAUAAUGACUUAUUACUUCCAAAUAUUACAAAAUUGGAUAUUUCUCGAAAUAUUCUCAAAGUGUCAAGAAUAGAAUCAAUUUUAAAGAAACAAAAGAAUUUUGAAAAGAUUCUGGAAAAGGAAAGAAAGGAAUAUUUGAAAGGAGAAUCUAGUUCAUCACAUCGUAAAGUCUCAUUGUCAUUAUUUAAAAAUCAGGAAAAUAAGGAUUCUAAUCUAUCUGAGGAAGAUCAUAGGUCUUACAGAUAUGAAAGUCUGAAGGAACUCAAGAUGAACUUUAAUCAGCUGAAAGUAUAUCCUCUCUUUGUUCACACUUUCUUCCCAAGACUGGCCAAAUUAGAUUUAAGUUUCAAUCAUUUGAAUUCUGAGAGUAUUGAACUUUCUGAGAAUAGAAACUCUAAAAGCUUACAAACCAUGUUCGAAAAGGAGAGAGGAGUCAAGCAAAAAAAGUUGGGACUUUUCAAUAGAAAGAAUCAACACAACAAUGAUAAUAGUCCUCCAAACUUUCUUUCUGUUCACUCUGGUUCUGAUGUUGAGACAAGUCCUGUUGUCAGCAAUAUACCUACAAACGAAAUAUGGUCACCAAAUACAUCGGCAAAUGUAGAUGAAAAAAUUUUCACAAAAUCCCACAGUAAUCCUAUUAAUCCUAACACUCGAUUUUUUGAGGCUGGAACUUCAGAUCCCUCAUUAACAGAGUUAGAUUUGUCUAGUAAUUUGUUCAAAAAUUUCCCCAUUUCUCUCAAGCUUAGGAAUUUGAGAAUUUUAAAACUCAAUAAGAAUGUGCAAAUGAAUCCUAUGGCUGAGAAAUCGAAUAUUGGUGAUGUGUCAAAGAAGGAAAUGAAAUUGUUGGCUGAAAGUUCAGAAAAGGGCUUUGAUUUUGAUUCAGACCUUCAUAGAGUAUGCAAAGACAAUUUACCUAAUCUGGAAUAUUUGGAAAUGGUUGAUUGCAAAUUUGUUACAUUCCCUUCCAAUAUCUUGUGUAUAGAACCAUUGAAAACCUUGAUUUUUGAUAAGAAUCCAUUUGGUGCUGGAAGUUUGCAACACAGAAGUCAGCAAAUCGUGCAAAAGGUUAAAAUAUUAUCAAAAGACAAGAAUACAUCACCAAAUAUUCUCGAAAAAAUCAGUGAUGACAGCGAUAUUAACGAUUCCUUAUUGAGAGGAUUCCCAGAUCUUACUCAAAUUGGAUCCAAGUUUAGUAUUGGUCUUACAAAAUUGUCUGUAAAUAGUUGUAGAUUGAACCUAGAGCAAGAUUUACCUAGAAUUCUCAAAUUUUUACCUACACUCAAGUGCCUUAAAGCAAGUAAUAACUUAUUCAAGGGAAAGAUUGAUUCUACUUUUGAAGUUUAUUCAAAUAUUGAAGAUUUGGACCUUUCUAAUAACUACCUCCAAGGUUUUUCCUUCAAUAUUUUCCCAAAUGCCAAGUUAAUUAAUUUGGAAAACAAUAAGAUUUGUGAGGAAAUAACAUGGAUUCCUAAUUCUAUUAUCUCCUUCAACUUGCAAAAUAACCUAUUCUCUGGAGAUUUAGAAAAGAUUAUUUCUAAAUGUACAGGCCUAGAGGAAUUAAUUGUUUCUAAAAACAAUUUUACAUCACUUCCACUAAUUGAUAAUUUCCCAUUGUUGAGAAGUUAUAAGGUUUCUGAAAAUAAGAUCAGUCUCUCACAAUUCCCAUUAUUGGCCAGUAAUAAUUUCGACAUGAAUAACUUGGAAGCAGUUGAAAUUGCAAACCAUGGCAUUCUAGAUAUUCCUUCCGAGUUCUUUACUAGAUGUUCCAAUGUCAGCGUUCUUGACUUGUCCAGUAAUUUUAUCAGAAGUAUUCCUAGCGAAAUAGCAAGACUCACAAAAUUGACUCACCUCUACUUGAAGUAUAACGAAAUCUCUGAUUUGGUCGAGGAAAGUUUUAUGACAUUGGCAAGUCUUAAAUAUAUUGAAGCAAAGCAAAAUUCAAAGAGGGUAUCCCAACUCAUAGAAUCAGAUAGUAACUUGCAUAAAUGGCUUGUUGACCACUCGAUUGAUAUUUCAGAGAAUAGUUUUAAAGAGCCUGACCUCAUUGAACCAACCUUAUAUCUAGGAUGUAAACAAUCCUCCUCUCAUUACUCUACCUUAAAGAAUAUUGGUAUUACUCACAUUUUAACAAUAGCAAGUGAAUUCAAUCCAAGAUUUCAUGACAGAGAGUACUCAUCACUGCCAGAUUUUACAGAAAAAUUAUCUUUCAUAGAAUCAAGUCACGAGUUUGUCACAAAACAUGUGAAAAUGAAGGAAACUCAGAAUACAGAUCUAAUUGCUACUUUUGAAGAAUGCUUACCUUUCAUUGAAGAGGGUACAGAUCAGUCUCAAGGUCCCAGAAAGAUUCUCAUUCACUGUCAUGUUGGUAUCAAUAGAAGUGCCAGUAUUGUGAUAAUGUAUUUGAUGAAGAAGAAUCAAUGGACUCUCAAUGAAAGUUUAAAAUUUGUAAGAGACAAGAGACCUAUAGUUCUUCCAAUGCCCGAGUUUGUUAAACAAUUGAAACAGUACAAUAUCCAAUUGAGAAAGGAAAGAAAAAAGGAUUCUGGGGUUGGUUUUUGAAUGUUGAGUUCUUGUGAAUUAUCCAAAGGUUAUUUAUCAAAUAAAUAAUAUGAGAUGACU